AUCACUUCUUGGACGGACUAGCUUUAUGUAGCAGGAGUGCCAAAAUGCCACAGUAGCUUGGACCAGUUACAAUGUCACUUAGGGACUUCAAAGUUCCAAACCCUAUAAGUGCAGGCGCUAAAAGGACGGAUCGAAUUGCGAAGAGGAAAAACCCGAAUCAAGUUAGAGUGCGUGUGCGACCUCGCAUUGAACAAAGCAACACUCAACAGCAAGUAGGCCACCACCAGCUAGAAGAUGAUGAGGGAGAGCAACAUGCUAACGUGGAGAUGCAUAUGGGCGCUUCAGCAGCGGAUCCGCUGCCGCAUGUGCACAGCGAGUCCGAUGAUGAAGACACCGAGCAAGGCGACGACGCAUCAGUGGACGUUGCAGCUCAGGUCAGGGUCCGAAAGGCGUUCUUAAAGCACUACGCCUCGGGGGCAGACAGCCGCAGCCGCCUCCUCGACAGUGCCGCCGACACGCUGCGGGCGUUGGCCCAGGCCAUCCCACGCACAUGUCCUGGGUGCGGCGUGUCCGCGGUGUUCCGGGGAAAGCGAUGUUCCGUGACAAUUGUCACAUGGGAGCAGCCUGUGAUCGCGGAAAUACCUGUGGGCUGGUGCACAACGUGCAAGCAGGGCUGCAACUUGCUGCCGGUUCAGGCGGACUGCGUCUCCGACUCGAACAGCGGGUGGGACCUCGACCGCGCUCACUCUGGCAAGAACGUUCUCUGGUGGCACCAGUCCGUGCUGCAGAUGUAUGACAUCCUGUCAUUCAGGACCAGACAUCUCAGCGCAGACGCGUUUUGUGACGCUAUGAUGAACAGCUGGGAGCGCAAUGGGAUCUCCCGUCCAAGCUCUGUGUCGGCGACAACCCUGCGCCAGCGCAUGCGCGAGGCGCUGCUGCUGUAUAUGGACUGUCAGAACGUCAUCGAGGACUACCCGGAGGACACUAUAACCGACUGGCCUCGCGGCGCCCUGAACAGCUGCCCCUGCUGCGGUGACAGCGUCACAUGUGCAGCAAUGGCGGUGGACGCAGACGCCGGGCCAGCUGGCGGCGCCAUGGCAGCCGGCGUAGCGGCUGCCGCUGCAGUGGCUGGGGAAACGGUGGUGGGCGCACGCGCCGGGCCGAGCGGCAGUGGCGGCGUGGCGGGUGUGGACGUGGCAGGCGCCGGGCCAGCCGGCGGCGCCAUGGCAACCGCUACUGUGGCCAUGCUUGGUGCAGCCGCUGUCGCUUCAGCAUGGCUGCUCACCGCAUGCAGUCCUGAGGGCUCUGGUCCGGGUCCUUCUUGUCUCCACUCGGUGCACUUCGACGCAUGCUUCAAGUUGAAUUUGCUGGCGUUCAGAGGCUACGCGGCGCAGUACACGCAGCUUGCACGCCGCCGCUUUUUCCUGCCCAACACGCUCAUCCAGCAGGUACUUGCAGACGGCACGGCUUCGCAGCAGAUUGGAGCAACCCACUGCUCCAACUUCAACGCCGAUAAGGUGCUUGCAGCCGAGUCACGCAAGAACCUGAUCACGGCAGUCGGGGCUGUGCUAUGCCGGCACGGUAUGCUGCUGCGGUUGAUGAACCUGUUCGGAGGCGAACGUCAUGCCUACGCUACGACUGCGGCGUUGUCUCUCCUGAGCGCUGGAACAGCGGUGCAGUUCUGGUGGUACGACAUUGCUUGCAGGUGGGGCAAAUCCUACACCAAAUGGCUGGGACGGCAAGCUCCAGAGCUGCAGCAGCUGGGCGCAGGCCUGCGACCCCUAAUCCCGCCGUGGCAUCGGUAUGCCCACAGCCUCGCCUGCCAGAAGGCAUUUGGUCACGCCAGCGUAGGUGGUGUGGGGCAGGGCACUGGGGAGCCGGCUGAGAUCUUCAACAGCGUCAUUGGGCCGCAUGGCGGGGUCACCCAGUACAUGAGUCCGGCGAAUAGGGAGGCGCAUCUGGAGCGUGUGUGCCGCCUGUACUGCCGGGACGUUUUGGAGGACAUGCCGAUGCGGCUCUGGCGCAUGCGUGAGCGUGCGAAGGCGGUCCUGUCCAGUGCGCGGCAGCGCGUUGACGACCUGGAGGCAGCCCUUGCAAAGGAGAUGAGCUGCGAGGUCGAGGAGGUACGACAGCGCCUGCAGCAGCCCGCAAUGGAGCCCGUUGCGGGCACCGGUGCGGGCGCAGGCGCAGGCACAGCCGCAGCCGCAGCCGCAGCCGCAGCCGCGGGCACCGGCGUAGGCGCGGGCGCCGGCACGGGCGAGGGCAUGGGCGAGGGCACGGCCGCGGGCGCGGGCACGGGCGAGGGCACGGCCGCGGGCGCGGGCACGGGCGCGGGCACGGACACGGGCACAGGCGUGAGUGUGUCUGCUGCAGAGUAUGCACGCUGCAGACUUGCCAUCAUGAAGCUGCAGCGUGAGGAUGCGCUGGACGACAGCUCGGACGCAGUGCGUCUAGGGCUGCUGUUUCCAGGCGCGGAUGCUGUGCCCGUGUGGCAGCGACCAGUCCUCAUCCGCUCCAUAAAGGAGCAGGCUGCAGAGCUCGAGCACAAGCACGGGUACGAUCCAGUAGCCUGGGGCCCAGGGUCGGUGCUGAUGCAGGCAGCACUGGCGGCGCUGGCGGAGAGCGAGCUUGCGAAACUGUGUGACGAAGUAGAGGAUGCCGUGUCGGACGUCGUUGCGCUUGGCUACGUGGUCAAGAAACUGGCAGGCCGCCGCCACCAGCAGCAGCUUGCGGUGAAAGAGGAGAGGCGGGCGCGGGAGUCCGUGGCCCGGCUGUGGGGCGAUCUCGUCAGCUGGAGUAAAGUCCCCAGAGCCACGUCUGAAGAACUGCGGAGUGGCCUCUCAGCUGCGGGGGCUAUGGGCAAGGCCCUCAAGAAGCAGGCCUUUCCGUGGGUGCCACGGCACGGGCGCCUAGGGGUGCCGAAGCUGGAAGCGCGUUGGCGCCGCGCGCAGGAGGAAAUUGUGCGGUGCACGGAGGAGUUAGAGCUUAUCACCAAAGAAAGCACGUGUGCGGUCAAUUACUACACGCACCGCGCGCGCCUUUUGACCCAGGCACAGUGCGGUGUAGAGGAGCGGAGUAGCCGCGGGCGGUUGCUUGGGCUGCACUUGGCAGCAUGCAACCGCAUGCGAGGAAAAAUUGAUGUGCUGUGCACGGUGGAGGCAGUGAAUGACUGAGUAGCUAAGGUGGGGCACGGUGUAGACCAUACAGGCAACGGAAGAAAGUAAGGAUGGCGCGUGAGUGCUGUCUCUGGAACACUUCUGACGCUCGCGGCGGGAAAGCGGGCUGCAAGCAUAGGCAGCUGGCCUGCACACUAACGUACUGCCGGGCGUGUGAGUGCUGUCUCUGGGGUAUUGGUGACACUGGUGACGGGAAAGCGGGCUGCAAGCAUAGGCAGCUGGCCUGCACGCUAACGUACUGCCGGGCGUUUGAGUGCUGUCUCUGGGAUAUUGGUGACACUGGUGACGGGAAAGCGGGCUGCAAGCAUAGGCAGCUGGCCUGCACACUAAUGUACUGCCGGGCGUGUGAGUGCUGUCUCUGGGGUAUUGGUGACACUGGUGGCGGGAAAGCGGGCUGUAAGCAUAGGCAGCUGGCCUGCAGACUAACGUACUGCCGGGUAUGUGAGUGCUGUCUCUUGAAUAUUGGUGACGGGUAAGCGGGCUGCAAGCAUAGGCAGCUGGCCUGCACACUAAUGUACUGCCGGGCGUGUGAGUGCUGUCUCUGGGGUAUUGGUGACACUGGUGGCGGGAAAGCGGGCUGUAAGCAUAGGCAGCUGGCCUGCAGACUAACGUACUGCCGGGUAUGUGAGUGCUGUCUCUUGAAUAUUGGUGGCGGGUAAGCGGGCUGCAAGCAUAGGCAGCUGGCCUGCACACUAACGUACUGUCGGGCGUGUGAGUGCUGUCUCUGGGAUAUUGGUGACACUGGUGACGGGAAAGCGGGCUGUAAGCAUAGGCAGCUGGCCUGGAGACUGACGUACUGUCGGGCGUGUGGGUGAUGGGAUGUUUCUGACUCUGGCGGCGGUGGGACCCAACGCUCUUGGCGUGCUUCCUGGAAUGGUGGUACUGACAUCAAGCUGAAUCCUUUAUUGCAGCUACCGGUCAUACGUUAUACAGCGUACAGAAGUACGAUGACCUACUCAGCGCAAGCGUUCUCGUGCCGAGUGUGUAACGCGUGCCGACA
Messenger RNA from Chlamydomonas reinhardtii, 4116 nucleotides. RefSeq lists its product as uncharacterized. Bases 273 to 3113 code for a protein of 946 amino acids. Lineage: Eukaryota; Viridiplantae; Chlorophyta; Chlorophyceae; Chlamydomonadales; Chlamydomonadaceae. The record is from RefSeq and is a predicted model, not a curated record. The transcript is spliced from 6 exons.